Molecule: messenger RNA, 1047 nt
Organism: Impatiens glandulifera
Lineage: Eukaryota; Viridiplantae; Streptophyta; Magnoliopsida; Ericales; Balsaminaceae
Product: serine/arginine repetitive matrix protein 1-like
Exons: 2
Coding region: 219-1040 (273 amino acids)
Source: RefSeq, a predicted model, not a curated record
UUCUUGCUCUCUCUCUCUAGCCCAAAUUCCCAAUGAAUACAAGACUACGCAUUCCCCACCCGUCCCUCUAACCCUCCUUUAUUUCCAUCUCUAUCAAAUUUAUUUCAUCAAUAAAUUCGCCGGAAACCACCACUCACCGCCGUUACCGCCGCCAAUGUAAAAAAAACAAAAAAAACUUUAUAUAUACUUCAUUCCUAUUCCAUUACAAUUAUCCUCAAAUGGGUUCUUGUUUUAGCACCGAAGCUAACUCAUCUCUCAAGAAUCACAAAAAACUCCGUUCCAAUUUGCUCGUCCCGCCGCCGCCAACGCCGCCGCCGCCAGAGGAAGAGACCGUUAAAGAAGUUCUAUCCGAGACUCCCAAAUCGAAGCCUCAAAUCCCGAAGCUUGAACGCGAAUGGAGCAAACGGGUAACCCGACCCGAUAUGGUUAAGACCCGAGAACAGCCAAUCGCAGAGGACGAAGUUUCUGACAUGUCCGGUAUCAGCCAGGUCUCUUCCACUGUAACGGCGGCCACAACUGAAAAAGGCGGCGAGGUCCUUCGCAGGUCGACGUCGUCAAAGUCGCGAAGAAGUGAAUUUAACGGCGAGAUUAAGUCGCCGCCGCCGCCCCAGCAGAAGUUCAGAAACAAUUCAUUUUCCGACGUCGUAAAAGAUAGGAACAUGACUGUUCAUAAAUCUCCGAGUCGGAGAUACGACCCAUCGCCGCCGGUGAGGAGAUCCGAUCCAUCACCUGGUCGAGUCAGGCAGAAUCUUGGACAGAGGAAAGACCCAGGAGAAAUAUCUGGUGGUCGGAGAUCAAAUUCUCCGGCGAUGGUGGUCGAGAACGGGUGCGGGAGGACGGUUUUGGGUCGAAGUCUUUCGGGUAGAAAAACCGGACCUUCACCUGGUCGGGUCAGAUCCGAACAAUCUGGUAGAUUCAGAAAAAUGGGUGGUGAUGUUACAGAUAGGGAAGAGAAGUGGCCGGCGGCAAUGCAGCCGCCGCCGGCGAAGGAGUCGCUGGAGAAUCCGUUAGUGUCCCUUGAAUGUUUCAUUUUCCUCUAAUUUGAAG